Molecule: messenger RNA, 600 nt
Organism: Suillus discolor
Lineage: Eukaryota; Fungi; Basidiomycota; Agaricomycetes; Boletales; Suillaceae
Exons: 5
Source: RefSeq, a predicted model, not a curated record
AUGCUCUCGAUAUUGGACAAUGCACCUGAUGUUCAGACACGAAAGCUGCGCCAGCAGUAUCUCAGACCUUCUGAAGUAGAACACGCCAUCCGACGGGUCAUUGAUGCCCGACUCGACAACGCUCCGCUGCGUGUACUCGACACCAACACCGGUCUCUUAUGCGAUCGAGAGACGCAGAUAGGCACCUUCAAAAUGAGCACGCAGUAUAUGGAGCUCGUGUCAUCAACAAUCACGCAUGUAGACUUGCACAUCGAGCACAUCGAAGAAGUGGUGAAGAGAUACCUGCAAUAUGCCAUGCUAUCACACAGGUGGGAAGGGAAGGAGCCGCUGCUGCAGGAUAUCCAGGGCAAGACCGCUUGGAACACGCAUGGAUGGACGUUUCAGGAGUUCAUCGUUCCCAAAGUCAUUCUCUUUUAUCAGAACAAUUGGACUCUUUAUCGAUUCCAUCGCAAUCAUGCAGGAGAUGAGGACACGACGGGCAUAGACCAAUCAGCCGUUGCAGCCUUUCAUCCUAAUUAUGGCGAGAAGCAGGACAAGGCUCUCGGGCGGCUCCUGCAGGAGAUUCGUGGCUCGGUCGGGGGACAUCACUGGCCUCAAUGG